Pseudogymnoascus destructans is the source of this 3039-nucleotide messenger RNA. RefSeq lists its product as uncharacterized. NCBI's taxonomy places the organism in Eukaryota, Fungi, Ascomycota, Leotiomycetes, Thelebolales, Thelebolaceae. The transcript is spliced from 2 exons. Gene Ontology annotation, biological process: protein phosphorylation. The record is from RefSeq and is a predicted model, not a curated record. Bases 1 to 3039 code for a protein of 1012 amino acids. Gene Ontology annotation, molecular function: protein kinase activity; ATP binding.
AUGGCCAAAUUCCUGCCAUUCCAAGACGCGACGACGCAAAUGCUCCUUCCGCACGAGACCCUGGACACAGAUCACCGGUCAGUUUGGCCAUGGAAGAGGUGGUUUGCGAGGGAGGAACCCCUCACCCCGCGACCCGACGAGCAAGCAGCAGCAGCGCCGCGUCCCAAUCUUGCUAGGAGGAUAUCGAGGAAGGCCAUACCAGGGCUACCCAGACCGGGAACCUUCAAGAGGCGGCAAUCUGAGCUCCGGCAUAAUUUAGAGGCGGCGAAGGCCAAACAGAAUGAGAGGCGAGCUUUCUCAGUCGACCCUCAUAGUGCCGACCAGCUCUGCGAUUCGCCGAAAACGUCCACAUUGUCUCUACCGCGAAACUCUGCACCGACCCUAAUAGGAGUGGCUACCGAUGAUGCUGAUAUUACAACGGAGGAGCAACAGGCGAUCCCCGAAUUAGCAGAGCCCGAAAUUCUGAGAGACGAUUUUGCUGAGCACCCUGGACCACAUUCGAUCGCUGGAUCCGAUGAACUCCUCGACGAGGAGCUCGACAAGAGAUGGAUCCUCAAUCUCAGUAUGCACUUUCGAGAUCGAUCGAACCGAGAGAAGUUCUUCGUUACAUAUGCGGAAACUCCGACUCACUGGCGCCGAGUCACAAUAUCUCUUGAUUAUCGGGAAGCACCGCUGGGCUCAUUGGAGGAAGAACUGCAAAAGACCCAGUAUCAACGUGACAAAAGUGCCAGGAUCUACCUGGCAAUUCGGGAGUCUCUACCCGACAUCCAAUUUUAUGAUACUGUCACGAAUUUGAAGCUUCAAACGGAAAGCGACAGGCUGCACGUGCAUGUCACGGAAGACAUACACGAGGUCAUUCAAUUUCCACCAGUCUCAGCCAUUAAUCAUCUGUACUGUCAGAGGGUCAAGGAGCAAGACCUUGUGUUCGAUUCUCAUCUUUCGGGCUUUGUUUACAAAGUCACGGUUAACGGGCGUGUGUUUAUCAAAAAGGAGAUUCCGGGGCCUGACACGGUGGAAGAAUUCUUAUAUGAAGUCAAUGCACUUCAUCGACUUUCUGGUUCGGACAGUGUUAUCCAAUUUGGAGGCGUCAUUACAAGUAAUGAUGGAUCGCAGCUGAAAGGUCUGUUGAUCAGUUUUGCGGAGAAGGGAGCCUUGAUCGACGUUAUUUACGAUGGUAAAGACCAAUUGUCAUGGCCGCGACGUGAAUGCUGGGCGAAACAAAUCGUCCAAGGAUUAUCAGAGAUUCAUGAAGCUGGCUUUGUACAAGGAGACUUCACGCUAUCUAAUAUUGUCAUCGAUGGCGAGGAUAAUGCAAAGAUUAUUGACAUCAACCGACGAGGUUGCCCAGUCGGAUGGGAGCCACCUGAAGUUGCUGCUCUAAUCGACAGCAAGCAAAGGAUUUCGAUGUACAUUGGCGUCAAGUCUGACAUAUUUCAGCUCGGUAUGGUUUUAUGGGCUCUGGCCAUGCAGCAAGACGAGCCUGAAAUUCAACCGCGACCUCUUACGCUUGCCUCUGCCCCGCAAGAGAUUCCGAGCUACUAUCGUGCCUUGGUUGGAAUAUGCCUUAGCGACGACCCCAGAACCCGGUGUCACACAACGUCACUUUUGAGCUUGUUUCCGGAAAUAGAGAGCGAUGACCACGGGAGGGAUUACGGCAACCAGCCAUCAGACCGUGCCGAGUCCCAAUAUAUCGACCCAGCCAAUGCUGUGGAGAGGGAUGAUAUUGAUAAUUUCCGACUUAUGGACUCGCAAACAAGCGAGAGAGGCGGGAUGGCACCAUCAACUGGUACACACACGUAUGUGAAUGCACCAACUGACAUGUCCGGCGAGGCUUACUUCUUUCCUAGGAGAGGCCGGUCUCCACCGAGAAGUGCCGUUGAAGAGCAUGAGUAUGAGCCUCGAAUUGUCACCGUAUCGCCAGGAAGGCACUACCUGGAAGAAUACCAGGUCAAUGAAAGUGUGCCAGAUAACGUGGUCGACGAUUUUGUAGUGCCACAUGACAUAGCGGACAACGAUGCCAUUGGUGGCGGCGAAGCGACCGUGCAUUUUGAUAUUGAGGAUGUAGUUGGAGAUAAUGAACAUACCAACUCAGGGGAGAAUAGACAUGCCAUCGACCAUACAGAAAAUUCACCAGAGGAUAUGAGUCAUAUCGACAAUGCGGCCGAGGAUGUCACCUCCUCCCCUGCACAUGAGAUUGUGGUCACCAAAGACAUAACCACUGCAAUUGCAAAUGAAAAUGCAAGCAUAAUUAAUGGAGAUGCAAUUGAGGCCAGCGCCAUUUCUCUUAGAGACGAGAGCCAAGACGUGCUCGGGUCUCUUAGGAAUGCCACCGAAAGCAACACCGCUGUUUCCAGAAACCACCAAAACAUCCAAAUCCUCGCCGCAACAGUGGCGCAUGAAGAUACAGACAACAAGGAAAGAGAUGUUAUAGAGAGCUACGUGGCUACCCCUGACAAUGGCGGCGAAAUUACUCUCAACUCUGCGGCGACCGUUAUGAGCUAUUCAGGCCACGCCCAAAGUGCAACCGAGGACAACAGCACUGUAGCCGGGUAUAGAAGCGACGAUAUCGAGAUUAUGAGCGGAGAUGUCAGUUAUAUAACUGGAAAUAUGGCCGAGGAUCGCGACGUAGCCCCUGGAGAUGGAAUCGAAGAGACGCAGAACGUGGUCGUCAAACACGCUGAUUGGGAUGCAAACGAUACCGCAGAGGAUAAAAUCAAGGACGAUACCGUUCUUGGAGGCUCAAGCAACAGCACGGGCGAUAAGAUCACAGGGAACGGCAUUGCCUCUGAAGAAGCUGUGGGGCAAUCAGCUAUCCCAGGUGAUGAAGAAAAAGAGUGCGGGGAAGUCGCGACCGAGGAGUUUGUGAUAUUGGGUUUAAGAACGAAUACAGGCACCAGCCUGCAGCACCAGGACAACAAUUUGGAACAGAUGGACGCAGCGAUUGGCGACCUGACAGGUAUUGGGGGACACAGCACCCUAGAGCAUUCUCAGAUUCCUCAGGGAAUUAGCGACGAUGAUUUAAUGACCGACAUGCGAUGA